Molecule: messenger RNA, 3672 nt
Organism: Anopheles coustani
Lineage: Eukaryota; Metazoa; Arthropoda; Insecta; Diptera; Culicidae
Exons: 6
Coding region: 186-1946 (586 amino acids)
Cellular component (GO): membrane
Molecular function (GO): hexosyltransferase activity
Source: RefSeq, a predicted model, not a curated record
UGGAUUUAGCGUUAAUUUAUUUGAUUACGAAGAAAUGUACAUAAAAUACUGUUCAAACAACCACGCAAUAUCCCCUGAUCAAUAUGAUUCGUUUCGUCAGCAUCCGGUCCAGAUAUUGAAUUUACAAAACAGUAAGCCGUAGCUCAGUUUCCUCUCGUCCUCCACGGUGUUCGGGUCGGAGUAGAAUGUACCCUCACGGCAUACAGCAAUCAGAUUGGAACGACCGGCUCGGCAGUACACAAAAUGGGAACAGCAGUGUCUACUUUCGACCGCAGGACACGGACGGCGGCAGUAGCAGCUCUGCCAGCAACGAUACCGAGUACACAUCCUUGCUGGAUGAGUCGCACGUGAAAAGUGCUCGGCCGUACGAAAACAUCACGCCAACCCGCGACCGGCACCAGAGAGGGUCUAGGAAAAACAAAAUAUUCUUGUCCAUUGUCUUGUUUGGUGGAAUCUGGCUGCUGGCGCUAGCAACAAAGCUUCCUUAUGGAAAUAGUCACGGCCGAGUGGGCCAAAUCGCUGGCUGGGGCGUGAACACGUCGCGUCAGACGAUCGAUUAUGUGCUGCCCUCCGAAAACACCACCCUGAUCGAUCCGUUGAACGUAUGUACCACGGAAGAGCGGGCCGGACUGGCCGAUGAGAGCGAGAAGGUGUUCCUGCUGAUCGUCGUUUGUUCAUCGGCCGUAAAUUUUGAGGCCCGCCAGACGAUCCGCGAAACUUGGGGCAAUGUUCGAGAGUUUAACUACGAUCAAUUCCGUCUCCUGCAUGCUCGGCAGCAGGGCAAGUAUCUCGAUCCGGUCGCCACCGUCCGGGACAAGCUGAAGGAUUACAUCUGGUGGCCGGUUUCGGUCAGUGAGCGACCGCUUGCGACACCGGUAGUCGGUUCAACCGAAGAAUCUUCGAGCAAUACGGAAAGCAUUAACCGCUCCAAGCCGAACUCUAGUCACAGUGCAAAACCGGACCGGAGUGGCCUUGCGUAUGCUAAUUUAAACAUCAAAAUAGUAUUCCUUGUCGGUCAGUCCGAGUCGGAUUAUAUGCACCAGCGGCAACAGCAGACCCCACCGUCAUCCGAUGAACAGCAGCACCAGGUGCCACAAACGUUUACCGGUGGUCUCGUGGGCUCGGAACCACUGUUCCCGAGCGGUGCGGAUGUAGAUCCUGCGUUUAAUGCUGCUCCGGGAGCCACUACGGUCGAUGAGCUGCAGCUGCGUAUCGUGAACGAGAGCGAAGUGUACGGUGAUAUUAUACAGGAGAGCUUUAUAGAUAGAUACAACAAUUUGACACUGAAGACGAUCAUGAUGCUGAAAUGGGUUACCACCAACUGUGAUGGCAAAGUAAAAUUUCUCAUGAAAUGUGAUGAUGACACGUUCGUCAACGUACCGAACUUGCUGCAGGUUUUGCUCGGCGGAACGGUUCCCCUAUACAAAGCCGCGGUAUCAUUCUACGACAACAAUACGGUCCUGGUGAAGUCACCCAAAAACCGGCUCGUCGAGGGCAAACACCUCCUGACGGGAUUUAAGUUUUGCGAUGCAAAACCCAUAAGUGACACCAGCAGCAAAUGGUACUCACCGACAUACAUGUACGACAAGGACGUCUACCCUCAUUAUCUUUCUGGAACCGCGUAUGUGAUGAACUUCGAGACGGCCAAGGUGCUGUACCGGACCAGCUUAACUACGCCAAUCUUUCACCUGGAGGAUGUCUAUCUAACCGGGAUCGUGGCGGAGCGAGUGAAAAUUCGGCGCCGCCACCAUCCACUGUUCUUCUACGCGUAUACCAGAGACAUGUGCGCUCUGCGUGGAAUGAUCUCCCAGCAUCAGCUGCCGCCGAGUGAACUGCGGAACGCGUUCGAUUACGUCACCAACAGCACCAUUGUGUGCACCGGCAUCGACAAGCAGUUCACCGUCGGUGGAAAGCUAAAGUUGCAGCAAAGCAGAAGGUGUCAAUGAUGCCAGAAGAAAAAGCGAGCCGCACCCGGCCGACCAAAACGACGCUAUCGACAUUUCUUCGCAAUCUGGUGAACGGUGAUGCUACUUCAAAAUGAACCACACCCAUAUAACCAUCGUCACGGAUUGCUGCGGGCGGAGAUGCUCUUUCUCGAAUCUCAAAUCGUAGUAAGCAUGACAAAAAGAAAUGAAAAAUACACAAAAACGGAGUAAAUUACUCUUUGUUCCACCGAUAAACAGAAUGGCGAUCGAAAACAACCGAAAAAGAAUAGACUUAGAAAGCUACGAUGAUCUACACGUGCGUCCAGUAAAAGUAUAGCGCACAGCCAUUUGAAUACUCUCAGACUGUCGUAAGCAGUAAAAGAAGAUUAGCUGAUUAACUGAUAAAAUGGACAAAACCAACGAUGCGAAACCCAGAUUAAAAUCUGAAAAAUGCUUCAAAUUUGUCUGACCCGAAACAGGCCGGUAGUUCCGCAACAACACGUGGGGCAUAUUAGAUAAAACGGUAAACAUUAAGUCUGCUGAUGCGCUUCCUAUCUUCGAAUUCGAUUAUAUGCACGUAAAACCAGAGACAGGUUCACAACCGAGGAAACAUGAUUGAAUAUGCAGUAUAAUAGAGUUACAUUAGUCCCGCCCUCCUUCACACCGAUGGGAUCUCGUUAAAAAAGGUAGAGGCAUAGUAGUUGGAUUAGGGGGGCGGGAAUUUGGUUAUUAUGUUUCAUCACCAUUAGCCAAGCUUCGCCUUCAAACCGCAAGAAGAGAACGAGAAACGUCCUUACUAACAUUGUAAUAACUUAUUGUACUUGGUAGGAAAGUUUGUAUUGUAGCACAAUCACAUCGAGUCGCAAGAGCCUUUUUGUGCCACCCACAGUGAGGUGGGACUGGCUACGUAGAGUAGACACCGUUGUUUACCCGUACGCACACAAGCACACCCACACGCAAUCAAAUCAUAUACUGCACAUGAUUUACCAUUUGUCGAGCUAACGCAAUGCAAUUUUAAUUUAACGAAUGAUGUUCCUAUCGUUCCCGCGGGGUACCAGGGUAUUUCUCGUUCAGUAUAUUCCAGCUUUUGUAUCGCUGCCUUUUAGAAUAUUAUCCUGUGUUUGCCGUGACACAACGCACAAAUAUCGUUAUUUUAAUAGAAUCUUUUUAUCUUUAUCACUUGGGCGACAUCAAUCAACCCAUCGCACAACUGUUCCGUUUAUAGAGCACAACCUAGAGCAAGGAUGAUGGUGAUAAAAGAAAAAAAGCAAAACACAAAGAUUUGCGUCCGUAUCAGAGAAAGAGGACACGGAUAUGUAAACAUUAGGUUCCGCUAGUAACAAAGACAACGAUAGUAUGGGCGUAAGAGAAAAAAAAACAACAACAAAAGAUUGAAAACGGUUCAGUGGGAUACAAAAGCAAAACGACAAAUGAGCAAAUCAUUGGAUUCAGCUGUGAUUAAAUUAAUAGAACAUGUAAAACAACGUUUAAAUUUAGAUAGGUAUAUUUAAAUAAGUAGACAACAAAAGACGUAAUAUCAGAACACAAAUUCUUAUUAAAAGUUAAAUAAUGUGCACGAACGUCGGCAUAGCGGCGAAAAUCCGAGGAUCGAAGCUACGACGUAAUGUGUUGACAAAUCUUUAAGAUUCUAUUAGCAAACAAAAAAAAAAAAAAAAAACCAAUGCAAAUGAUUACGUGUCCCCACGCGGCCUCUUCCGAGGUUCAGAGAACUGAAUAGUCCAGUCCA